Micropterus salmoides (largemouth bass) is the source of this 2139-nucleotide messenger RNA. RefSeq names its product peroxisomal biogenesis factor 11 alpha (gene pex11a). The record is from RefSeq and is a predicted model, not a curated record. The coding region runs from base 298 to 1038 and encodes 246 amino acids. Gene Ontology annotation, cellular component: peroxisomal membrane. Lineage: Eukaryota; Metazoa; Chordata; Actinopteri; Centrarchiformes; Centrarchidae. Gene Ontology annotation, biological process: peroxisome fission; regulation of peroxisome size. The transcript has 3 exons.
UCGGCUUUUUGUCCGUUUGCAGAGCGUAUCCGUCUCGAAACAAGUACAUUUUUUUCAGCUGUCAUGUAUGAAUUAAGCGGACCAAAAAUUCGUUUAUUGUGACCGUGGAAGAAGUUUCAAAGUUCAGAUUAUAUUUACUUGCGUUUUAAUCGGCAACGUUGUUUUCACCGAGGACACGUAACAGACACCAACGCUAGCGAGAAAGUUACGUUAACGUAUCUCCCCGGGUCCGUCCUUUAACGAGGGGGCAACUCUGCCUUUCCUAACUAGAACAGUCUGUUCUUGUUCGAUUUAACCAUGGACGCGGUUGUAAACUUCACAAACCAAAGUCAAGGAAGGGACCGUAUAUUCAGGGCAACCCAAUAUGCAUGUGCACUGUCGAUAUAUUUACUACGAAACACACCGGAAAGAAAGGACCUUGUGGCGAAACUCACAAGUCUGGAAGCCCACAUGAGUGCUGGACGAAAAUUGUUCAGGCUGGGAAACACAGUAAAUUCCAUUGAGGCUGCUAAGCGAACCUUGCAACUCUCUGACCGAGUGCUGUGCCUGUGCCUUACUGUGGCCAACAUCAACCGCGCCCUCUACUUUAUCUGUGACAAUGUACUUUGGGCCAGAAGUGUCGGCCUUAUCCGCGAUAUCGACAAGGAACGCUGGAGCCUAAACGCCUCUCGCUGCUACUUCCUCUCACUAGUUAUGAGCCUGACCAGAGAUGUUUACGUAGUCAUCCAGUUAAUGGUCCAGAAAGUGAGAGAUAAACACUUUAGACAGAAAAUAGAUCAGCACCUCAGCGAGAAUCCUGAAGUAGCUGAAGUUGUCAUUCCUCAGCUGGAUGCUUUUCUCUUUCUGCUGUUGAAGACCCUAAAAUCACAUCCGGCUGUUGCCUAUGACAUGCUGAAGAAUAUAUGUGAUCUCUUCAUUCCUUUAGACAGGCUGGGUAUAUAUCAGUCAAAUGCAGGAGUGGUGGGAUUUUGUGGUUUGAUAUCCUCAUUGAUUGGGAUUGUAACCCUCGCACAGCCCAAGUUAAGAAUCAAACCAUGAUAACGAGGGUGGAGAUAAAGCCUUACUGACUAACUUCAAAAAAAAGUUUAUCAAGACAGGUUUUUAAAAGGAUUUAGUGUCAUCUAUCUGGAGCUGUAAUGGUGGACUAAAGUCAAACUGGUGCACAAGAAGAUUAGGCAACACAUCACAGGCACAUCGUGUUGCAUUUAUGUUUAGAAUAGCAUGUUGUACACCAAACUCAAUCCAGCAAUAACUGAAGGGCUUUCUGGAAUAAUUGCAUUAGAUUGUUUUGUGACAGAUUGUUUGAUUAACUGAUUAUUGAAAUCAUACGUUAUACGCUUUUUAAAAUAGACACAACAAAUACUUUGAAUAGGGACCGAUUAAAGUUUAAAACACUGGACUCAAAUCAAGUUUAUAAAGUAGCCUUGCGUAUUUUUUGUAAUUUAACAGCCAAGGUUAAACCUCUGUGCAUUCCACACUUCUGAUGUAACACCGGCAGUUUUGUAACUAGCGUUCUUGCAAAGUAAGGGCUCUGUACUGAUGCAAGCUUUUGCACCAACCUUUAAGUCUUUCUCUGCUCUUUGUUUUGUGAUAAGAUGCUGCUGCUAAAAGUUUCAUCUCCAGUGAUUCAAGAGAUGAGUGGGUAGCAUCUCAGCCAAAAGUGCUUCCGGAGGGGGAAAGGCAGCGGAGACAUUUCAGGGGAUUAUCUCACCUGUGAUGCAUUUUUCAUGCUGCCAUUCAAGGCAUGGCUUAGACUUUGACUGUCAGCAGAUUAUAUAUAUGUUAACUUCAAAAUGUAACAAAAUGAUUGAGCACAAAAGAUGGGGAAAAAAAACUGUGAAUCAUGUUGGUGUUUUGAUGAGCAAAGACACCCUUGAUACUGUGUUUACAAUUAAAUUCUUAAUAUAUUGUCUAGGAAUUGUAAGCUUGUUAAUGGAUGUUUAUUGAUAUUUAUGACACAGACAAAACAAGUGUACAAGGAUAAACUGGAAACAUUCAACUAAAUAAUUUCAGAACUUCAGUCCUCAAAGCUGCAGAUUUAUUAUCACAUGUGAUAGUGUCAUACAUUUCACUAAAUGCUUUCACAAAAUGAUGUCACAGUUGAUUGAAAGGUUAAUAAAACACUUUAUAGGAAACAAA